Messenger RNA from Aphidius gifuensis, 2013 nucleotides. Its product is annotated as cytochrome P450 4g15-like. The coding region runs from base 276 to 1931 and encodes 551 amino acids. The record is from RefSeq and is a predicted model, not a curated record. NCBI's taxonomy places the organism in Eukaryota, Metazoa, Arthropoda, Insecta, Hymenoptera, Braconidae. The transcript has 10 exons. Gene Ontology annotation, molecular function: monooxygenase activity; oxidoreductase activity, acting on paired donors, with incorporation or reduction of molecular oxygen; iron ion binding.
AUAUCAAAAGAGAGGGCAAGGUCAAGCAUGAAUAAAAUUCAUUCGAAAUUAAAGAACGCUUUCGACGUCGUUAUAAAAGUAUCUUCACAGCACUAAACUGAGCAAUGCGAUGCUAAACUUGCAAUUGAACGGUGUUCAAAAUCAGAAAUACAAUAUAAAGAUCACCUACCAGACAAAUCUGUAGUAUAGUAACACAAAAUUGUUACUACGUGAAAAAAACAUUUUAACAAAUUUUACUGUUGUAUCGGUUUUUGUCAUAUUGGAAAAUUCUAAAAAUGGAAACAAUAUCGAUUUCUUCGGCAACUGCAUCUUUGUACUUUAGCUCAAGCCUAUUGUAUCCACUUGUCUUGAUCAUUGUUACUCUUUGGAUACUUCACUACUACAUUGAAAAUAUGAGAAUUGUACGAAUGGGUAACAAAUUACCAGGUCCGAAGACAGUUCCUUUUUUCGGCAAUGCUUUACUUGCCUAUGGUGUCCAGCCUAGAGAUGUUUUAAAUGUUGUUAUGGAAUAUGUCCAUUUUGGAAGAGUCAUCAGAGCUUUCCUUGGAACAAAACUUGUAAUCUUUCUAAUGGAUCCCAAAGACGUUGAAAUCAUUCUCAGUAGUCAAAUUCAUAUCGAUAAGUCACCGGAAUAUCGAUUUUUUAAGCCAUGGCUUGGUGAAGGUCUUUUGAUAAGUACCGGUGAAAAAUGGAAAACUCACAGAAAAAUAAUUGCACCUACUUUUCAUCUUAAUGUUCUAAAGACUUUCGUUCCUCUAUUCUAUGAAAACAGUAUAGAUCUUGUGAGGCGUUUGCGAUCAGAAGUUGGUAAAGAGUUUGACAUCCAUGAUUAUCUAUCAGCUGUAACUGUAGAUAUUCUAUUGGACACUGCUAUGGGUGUACGAAAUGGAAAACGACAGAAGACCGGAUUUGACUAUGCAACGGCAGUCAUGAAGUUGUGUGACAUUAUCCAUCAGAGACAGUACAACUUCAUGCUACGAAUUGAUCCAUUUUUCAAAUUCACUAGCUUUGCAACAAAGCAAGAACAAUUAUUAUCAAUCAUUCAUAGUUUAACUCGGAAUGUUAUCAAACAAAAACAGCAAGAGCUUGCUGAGAAAGGUGAACUAUCACUUCCUGAAGUUUAUGCGACUGGGAAAAAUAUUGAGACUUCUACUGUCAACAUUGAUAGAGAGAACAAAAAUUCAAAUAUGCGUUAUGUAAGAGAUGAUCUCGAUGAGAUUGACGAAAACGAUGUUGGGGAAAAAAGACGCCUCGCGUUUCUCGAUAUGAUGCUGGAACUUGCUCGGAAUGAAUCAAUUUUGUCGGAAGAAGAAGUCAGAGAAGAAGUUGAUACUAUCAUGUUCGAGGGUCAUGAUACAACAGCUGCUGGUUCCAGCUUUACACUUGCGGUUUUGGGAAUUCAUAAACACAUUCAGGACAGAGUAAUGGAAGAACUGAACGUAAUUUUCGAAGACUCCGAUCGUGCCUGCACAUUUCAAGAUACACUAGAAAUGAAAUAUUUGGAGCGAGUUAUAAUGGAAACGUUGAGAAUGUUCCCACCUGUACCAGCGAUUGCUAGACAGUUGAAUGAAGACGUCAAACUCGCGUCUGGUGAUUAUACAUUACCAAGAGGUAGCACAGUCAUCAUUCCACCAUUUCAAAUUCAUCGCUUGGAAGAAUACUAUCCAAACCCGGAAAUCUUUGACCCUGAUCGUUUUUUACCAGAAAAUACUCAAAACAGACAUUAUUAUGCUUACGUGCCAUUCAGCGCUGGCCCCAGAUCCUGUGUCGGAAGAAAAUACGCUAUGCUGAAACUCAAAGUUUUAAUAUCUACAGUCCUGCGAAAUUACAAGAUUGUAUCAAAUUUAUCGGAAAAAGAUUUUCAAUUACAAGUGGAUAUCAUUUUAAAACGUGCCGACGGUUUUCCAAUCAUGAUUGAGCCACGUAAUUAAACAUCAGUUUAAACAUAAGAAAAUGUCGUAACUAAGAAUCAUUCAAUUCGUAAAUAAAAACUUUAUAUUGUUGUUAUUACUA